Chanos chanos (milkfish) is the source of this 1667-nucleotide messenger RNA. It is a transcript of the gene myca, whose product is annotated as MYC proto-oncogene, bHLH transcription factor a. Gene Ontology annotation, biological process: regulation of DNA-templated transcription. The record is from RefSeq and is a predicted model, not a curated record. Lineage: Eukaryota; Metazoa; Chordata; Actinopteri; Gonorynchiformes; Chanidae. Gene Ontology annotation, molecular function: DNA-binding transcription factor activity; protein dimerization activity. The transcript is spliced from 3 exons. Bases 199 to 1440 code for a protein of 413 amino acids.
GUAGCUACACUAAUAUCACCUGACUGGAGUAAGAUUUUACUUGAAGCUUUUACUGACACAUAUGCUGCCAGGGACUACCCCUCUUUGCUGGAUAUUACCUCGACUCGGCGAGCUUCUGCCUGAUUUCUUUGCAUCAUUGCCCGCAAUCUGCUUCGCUACUGAUUCUGUUAAUACACGUUUACCUAACAGAGUGCUAUCAUGCCGCUGACUUCAAGUUUGGCGUGUAAAAACUACGAUUAUGAUUACGACUCCAUGCAGCCAUUCUUCUACUUUGACAACGAUGACGAGGAUUUCUACCAUCAUCAACACGGGCAGCUGCAGCCAUCGGCUCCCAGUGAGGAUAUCUGGAAGAAAUUCGAGUUGUUACCUACACCACCGCUUUCGCCCAGCCGACGACCUUCGCUCUCUAAGCUGUUCCCAUCAACAGCAGACCAGCUUGAAAUGGUGACUGAGUUUCUUGGCGACGACGUCGUCAACCAGAGUUUCAUUUGCGACGAGGACUAUUCUCAGUCAUUUCUGAAAUCGAUCAUCAUUCAGGAUUGCAUGUGGAGCGGUUUUUCUGCGGCUGCUAAGUUGGAGAAAGUGGUGUCGGAAAGACUCGCUUCACUUCAGGCCGCCAGAAAAGAGUCCUCAGUAAGCAACAUCACGGAUAGCAGCUCGAGUCAGUUAAAUGCCAGCUAUUUGCAAGAUCUCAACACUUCUGCUUCGGAAUGCAUCGAUCCAUCGGUGGUCUUUCCUUAUCCGCUAACCGAGACUCACAAUUCCAGCAAAGUGACAGCGCCACGUACUUUGGCAUUAGACACUCCACCCAACAGCAGUAGCAGCAGCGGCAGUGAUUCAGAGGAUGAUGAAGAGGAAGAAGAAGAAGAAGAGGAGGAGGAGGAGGAGGAGGAAGAUGAGGAGGAGAUCGAUGUGGUCACCGUCGAGAAACGUCAGGCGGUGAAAAGGAGCGAGUCCGAGAUGGCCGAAUCGAGACACCACAGCCCCCUCGUCCUGAAGAGGUGUCACGUCUCCACCCAUCAGCAUAACUACGCUGCCCAUCCCUCCACCAGGCAAGACCAGCCCGCAGUCAAGAGGCUUCGCCUGGAGACGGUCGCCCCGAGCAACAGCAGGCACGGCAGGCAGUUGGGAGGCAACCGAAAGUGCACGAGUCCCCGGACGUCGGACUCCGAGGACAACGACAAACGCAGGACUCACAACGUGUUGGAGCGGCAACGGCGAAACGAACUCAAGCUCAGCUUUUUCGCCCUGCGAGAUAAGAUCCCAGAGGUGGCCAAUAACGAGAAGGCAGCCAAAGUGGUGAUCUUGAAGAAGGCUACGGAGUGCAUUUACAGGAUGCAGGCGGAGGAGCAGGAACUGCUGGCGUUAAAGGAACAACUGAGAAGAAAGAGUGAACAUUUGAAACAUAGGCUUCAGCAACUACGAAAUUCUAACGUAUGAACUACAACGACAACAACAACUCAAAAAAAACACGAGAAUUGAAAAAAAAAAAAAAGAGAAUGAAAAAGAAACGGACUUUUUAAAAAAAAUAAAAAGUUUCUGCUUUUUAAUACAAUGUAAACGACUGUUGUUGUGUAUAGUUGUAAUGUUGCAUGCACAAUGCAAAAAAUUAAGUUUCCUCAACGUCUUUUGGUUCAAUGUUGAAAACUGCCGCCAUCUAAGUUAAA